This is a messenger RNA of Haplochromis burtoni (Burton's mouthbrooder), 573 nucleotides long. RefSeq names its product atonal bHLH transcription factor 1c (gene atoh1c). Bases 1 to 573 code for a protein of 190 amino acids. Lineage: Eukaryota; Metazoa; Chordata; Actinopteri; Cichliformes; Cichlidae. The record is from RefSeq and is a predicted model, not a curated record. The transcript has a single exon. Gene Ontology annotation, molecular function: protein dimerization activity.
AUGCCUCCGCGUAAAAGCCUCUUCGCUCCCUUCGUGUCCGUGGACUCUGAGUGCGGUCCCGGUCCCGCGGCCUCGGCUCUCCAUGCGGAUCUCCACGCGCUGCUGCAGCGGAGCCUCGCACCGGACCGCUCCGGGGACUACCGGGACCCCCCGCGCGCCAUCGUGGAGCUACGGCUUGGUCCCGCCGGGGGCGCGCUGCAUUACUUGCCGCCGGACACGAGCGCUCUAGAGCGCGCACAGAGACGCCGGCGUCUAGCGGCCAAUGCCCGCGAGCGGCGCAGGAUGCUCGGACUGAACGUGGCCUUUGACCGGCUCCGCAGCGUUAUUCCCAACACGGACAGCGACCGGAAGCUGUCCAAGUCCGAGACCCUGCAGAUGGCGCAGAUCUACAUCUCCACCCUCAGCGAGCUGCUGCAGCAGGGCGCGGGCGGAGCACGCAGCCCGGGCACCGACAAAGCGCCGGCGGCCGGGGAUCCGCCUCGGCCCGAGAGGCACUUCCACACGGCCAGGAGCAGCGGCGGAGGCCCGGGGUGCCCCGAGGAGGACGUGCAGGGGGGACGUGAAUAUCUGUGA